Linnemannia hyalina is the source of this 750-nucleotide messenger RNA. The record is from the annotation of a GenBank genome assembly. NCBI's taxonomy places the organism in Eukaryota, Fungi, Mortierellomycota, Mortierellomycetes, Mortierellales, Mortierellaceae.
AUGGUCAACUCAGUCCCAACACUGUACAUUCUGAACCGGAACUACUCUUCCUGGUCCCUGCGUGCCUGGUUGGUAAUGCGCUACUUCAAGCUCGACUUCAACAUCGAGCUCCUCCUUCUUGGAACUCCCGAGAUCCCCGACAUGGGGAUCCCCGCCGCAGAUGUGUUGAUGCGUCGUGCAGGACCGACUUCCAAGGUUCCCGCGUUGCACGUGGAGAAGCCUUCGGGUGGACACCAUAUCGUCUUCGAGACAUUAGCGAUCUUGGAGUACCUUGCUGAAGAUUAUCCUGAGAUCUGGCCCACUGACCGCUACGACCGCGCCCUCGCCCGCUCGCUGGCCGCAGAGAUGGCCACUGGUUUCUUUGGGAUCCGCAAGUACGCCAUGAACAUCCGCGGCCGGUACGCCUUUGAUCCCGAACUCUACACCGCGGACACCAUCAAUCAAUUGGCCCGUGUCUCAAGCAUCUGUGAGGACCUCCGAUCAAAGCAGGUCGGCAAGGACGGCGAUAAGGGGUACUUGUUUGGUCGCUUCACGGCCAUCGAUGCCAUGUAUACACCUCUGGCGUUCCGUCUUCGGAAUUACUCGUUGAUGGACAAGAUCCAGGGCAAGCACGCUCAGGCUUAUGUCCAGCGACUUUUGGAUACGGAGGAGGUCAAGGAGUGGGUCGAGCUGUCCAAGAAGGAGAAGGAGGUUAUCCCUGCCGACGAGAUGCCCGGUUAUGAAGGCAAGCAGCUCACUGAUGUUGAGUAA